This is a messenger RNA of Boleophthalmus pectinirostris (great blue-spotted mudskipper), 2184 nucleotides long. RefSeq names its product scavenger receptor cysteine-rich type 1 protein M160-like. Gene Ontology annotation, cellular component: membrane. NCBI's taxonomy places the organism in Eukaryota, Metazoa, Chordata, Actinopteri, Gobiiformes, Gobiidae. The transcript has 10 exons. The coding region runs from base 70 to 2109 and encodes 679 amino acids. The record is from RefSeq and is a predicted model, not a curated record.
CCCAGUUCAGUCCUGGUUCAGUCCUGGUUCAGUCCUGGUUCAGUCCUGGUUCAGUCCUGGUUUUCGGACAUGUUCUUCAGGCUGCUCUUCCUGUGCCUCCGGUUUUGGGGGGUCCUGUGUGCAGGGGUCCUGUGUGCAGGGGUCCUGUGUGCAGGGGUCCUGUGUGCAUGGGUCCUGGCAGAAAACAACAGCUCAACAGAGCCGCUCAGGAUGGUGGGAGGAGCCAGUCGUUGUGCUGGGACUGUGGAGGUGAUACACAGAGGAGAGUGGAGACGGGUGGUGCUCUAUGGACGCUUGUACCAGGAGCACAUAUCUGGUGUGUGCAGAGCCCUGGACUGUGGCUCUGCUGUUUAUGGAGAACAGAGAGAUGAUUUUCCAGAGAGUUCUGUGUGGGAGGUCUCAUCUGACUGUGUGAAGAAGUCUUCAGUGAGAGAAUGUGUGUAUCGUUCAUACUCCUCUUCCACUGUGGGUCUGGAGGUGAUGUGUUCAGACUCAGUGCGGUUGGUCUCGGGGUCCAGUCUGUGCUCAGGAUCAUUGCAGAUUUGGAAUGGGUCCUGGACCGGGGUCUGUGACAGGGACUUGGACCAGCGGGGGGCAGAGGUGCUGUGCAGGGAGCUGGGCUGUGGGGCUCCUUCUCUCCUCCAGGGGGCGCUCUCUCCUCUGGGGCAGACGUUCCACUGUGAGGGCCAUGAGUCUGCUCUGAUGGACUGUCCCCGCUCCAACUCAAGCACCUGCUCCUCUGGAGCCACUGUCAACCUCACCUGCUCAGAGCCGCUCAGGUUGGUGGGAGGAGCCAGUCGUUGUGCUGGGACUGUGGAGGUGAUACUCAGAGGAGAGUGGAGACGGUUGGUGCUCUAUGGAGACUGGGUCCAGGAGCACAUAUCUGGUGUGUGCAGAGCCCUGGACUGUGGCUCUGCUGUUUAUGGAGAAAAGAGAUAUGAUUUUCCAGAGAGUCCUGUGUGGUGGGUCACAUCUGACUGUGUGAAGAAGUCUUCAGUGAGAGAAUGUGUCUAUAGUUCAUCCUUCUCUUACUCUGAGGGUCUGGAGGUGAUGUGUUCAGACUCAGUGCGGUUGGUCUCGGGGUCCGGUCUGUGCUCAGGAUCAUUGCAGAUUUGGAAUGGGUCCUGGACCGGGGUCUGUGACAGGGACUUGGACCAGCGGGGGGCAGAGGUGCUGUGCAGGGAGCUGGGCUGUGGGGCUCCUUCUCUCCUCCAGGGGGCGCUCUCUCCUCUGGGGCAGACGUUCCACUGUGAGGGCCAUGAGUCUGCUCUGAUGGACUGUCCCCGCUCCAACUCAAGCACCUGCUCCUCUGGAGCCACUGUCAACCUCACCUGCUCAGAGCCGCUCAGGUUGGUGGGAAGAGCCAAUCGUUGUGCUGGGACUGUGGAGGUGAUACUCAGAGGAGAGUGGAGACGAGUGGUGCUCUAUGGAGACUGGGUCCAGGAGCACAUAUCUGGUGUUUGCAGAGUCCUGGACUGUGGCUCUGCUGUUUAUGGGGUACAGAGAGAUGAUUUUCCAAUGAGUCCUGUGUGGUGGGUCACAUCUGACUGUGUGAACAAGUCUUCACUGAGAGAAUGUGUCUAUAGUUCAUCCUUCACUUCCUCUAAGGGUCUGGAGGUGAUGUGUUCAGAGUUGCUGAAUCGUCCAGUCAUCUCCAUGUCUGUGAGUGACGGGGCGUCCGAGCUCCAGCCUCAGGGGCUGCGGGUGCAGCUGGGCUCCAAGUUCAGGGUCAAAUGCUCCGUGGAGCCACAGUACCCGGGAGGUUCCUUCCGGCUCCUCUCUCCCGCCGCGCCCCCCGCUCAGAACCGCACCCUGCCCGCCGUCAAUCACUCCGCCCACUUCCUGUUCUCUGACGCUGACCACGCCCACAAAGGAAACUACACCUGUGUUUACCUCCUGCAGGUGUUCAACCACAGCUUCUCCUCUCAGAGCCACACACUCCAGCUCUCUGUGGGAGAGUCAGACACAGACCUGAUCAUCAGAGUUGUGGUGAUUCUUCUGUUGAAGCUCCUGUACAUCCUCCCCCAGUACUACUGCUACUGCAAGGUCAGGGCCAGAGGCGGCGCUAGAGAGAAGCCCCGGCUGAGAGUGAGACCGGUUCAGAUCUGAAGCUUCAUUAUCACCAUUAUCACCAUUAUCACCAUUAUCAUCAUUAUCAUCAUUAGCCCUAUUAGCAUUUUUACC